AUGGCCAUCGUCCAAGAUAUCACAGCAGAAGAGGACCAGGUAGCGAGUAGCUUGCACGAGCUGCUGGCGUCCCUCCGGACUCUGGUAAAAGGGCUGGACUUGCCCGUAAAUGUCUUUAAUGAAACAGACCCAUUCGCCCUCAGCCAACACGAUUCUAUAACAUUCCUAUCCAUCAAACAAAUAUCCACCACAAUCACAGAAAUAGAUGAAGAUUGGGGUUGGGACGACGUCUCGCCAGAGCAACAAGCGCAGCUACUCGGCCCUAUCAUCCGACUCUCCGGGGACGAUCCCUGGUCUUCCCCUAGUAUACGGCGUGAAAUCGACAGUAUACAACCCCACCUCCCCAAAUCCCUCCCCCUCACCCUCCUCCACUCCCUCCGCCCCUCCUUCGCCCCCCACCCCUCUCUCUCCUCCGCCUCCCGCCCUCUCCCCAAGCCCACCGCUGGCUCGGAGGGGACUAUCGACAUGCACGACGUGCAGCCUUUCAAGGACGUUUCUUCCUGGGGUGUUGCCAAUAUCCUUUCGUGGUCUGCUUCCCGCUUGACGCAAGAAGAGAUUGAGAGAUAUUUGGGGAUCGUGCUGCCCCCGACUUUGGUUUUGAUGGAUGACUACGAACCCCGCUGGCGCGAAAAAGGCAUCUCAGCCCUAUCAUCCUGGAUCUUCACCCUCCCCGCCCAAACACUCCAAAACAUGCGUCUCCCGUCCCUCCUUCUCCCCUCCCUCAUCCACUCGCUCGCCCUCCACCCCCACCCGCCCCAACCUUCCAUACUCCCCACAACCCUGCGCUUUUUAAGGUACACGACAGAGGCGGGGUCGGAAGAACGGGCGAGGUGGGUAGGGGAGAUUGUGGAGAAGAGGUUGGUGGAUGGGUGGGUUUAUGCGAAGGAUGGGAGGGAGGGGAGGGAGGUGCGGAUCGGUCUUGCGAGGGAGGUUGAGGUUUUGUGUGGAGAGAUAGGGACGGGGAUAGCCCGGUGGACUAGACAACUCAUACCCAACCUGCUCAACCCACUCCAAUACGCCCCCACCCCACUCACCAUCCCCCACCUGAGCUCCAACCUUUCCGCCCUGCUCUGCCUUAUCAAGACCCUAAGCCCGACGGGGUUGGGAGGGAGGUGGCGGGGGAAGAUUAUGAAUGUCAUGGCGAGACAGUGGGUUUUGUGUAAGGAGCGGAGAGGCGUUGAUGAUGGUGAUGAUGUGAUCGUAAAACCAAUUAUGGAGCUCAUCCAAAGAAUCAUCAAUGAAUUGAACAAACAGUUCCCGGGAGAUGUACCGAGAGAGUUGGGGGUGUUGAGGUUGGUGGUGAAGGGGGGGCAGUUGGAUGGUCUUUUGCUUGGGCUUGGGCUUGGGCCUUGUCUUUCUUCUUCUUCUUCUUCUUCUUCUACUUGUUCGCCUUCGCCUUCGGGGCUCUGA
Molecule: messenger RNA, 1410 nt
Organism: Cryptococcus wingfieldii CBS 7118
Lineage: Eukaryota; Fungi; Basidiomycota; Tremellomycetes; Tremellales; Cryptococcaceae
Exons: 5
Coding region: 1-1410 (469 amino acids)
Cellular component (GO): nucleoplasm; cytosol; centrosome
Source: RefSeq, a predicted model, not a curated record